AUGGGCACUGAGUACUUCGCAUCACAAUCGGAAUUCGCUAGCGGGGCAUACCCCUCAUCCACCUCCUACUCGUCCACCUCAGAUGGGAUUUUAUGCUACGAGCAGGACCCACGUAGCAGCGCUUAUUCCAGUCUGAUUCGGCAGCAGAAUACUACUACUAGUGGGGUGUACUGGGGUGAGACAGACCUCUAUCAGAAUAGCGGAGGUUAUCACUUCGAGGCGUCACCUGCAUACCACUUUACUGGCUUCCCUUCUUAUGGGUACUCCACCUCCUCUGGUGCUGUCUCCACUUCCAGUUCGACUAGCGCCUACCAUCAUCAGGGAGUUUGGUCAGGCACUGCUUACCACUAUGGAAGAACUGGGGGACCAUCACAGCCCUCAAUGUUCUAUACUACAAGAGCGAGACGAAUGCGACCCCACGGGGCUGUGGGAAGGAUAGAGGGGAGUACUGAAGGAGGAGGAGAGAGGAGUAAGGUAUAUAGGUCGCCACCGCCUCAGCCACCACCACUACCGCCACAAUCUUCUUCAAACUCAACUAGGUUGUCACAGGGAUCACCGACGGUUCAGUGGAGGCCUCAAGGCUCAGGACAGAUUCAGCUGUGGCAGUUUCUGUUGGAGUUGUUGGCGGAUAGUCGCAACUUGGCCUGUAUUACGUGGGAGGGCACCAAUGGCGAGUUUAAGCUCGUCAAUCCCGACGACGUGGCGCGUCGAUGGGGUGAACGCAAAUCGAAGCCCAACAUGAAUUACGACAAGCUGAGUCGUGCCCUCCGCUACUACUACGAUAAGAAUAUCAUGAGCAAGGUUCAUGGAAAGCGCUACGCCUACAAAUUUGAUUUCACCGGUCUGGCUCAAGCCAUUCAACCGUCCACUUGCGACGCUACCACUACCGCCGCCGCCAACGCUGCUUCCGCCGUCUCCCUCGGUCUCUCCACCUUCAGAGGCACCGAAGGCUCCCUCUGCUUUCCUCGCGAGUCUAAUCCAAACGAAAACCAACAACAACAGCAGCAGCAGCAACGAAAGAACAACUCCAAACGACCUCAUGAACCCUCUCCACCUCUACCACCACCAUCGCUCCAAACCGUUCGAGAUUUUGAGGAUUGUGGAGCCAAACGCCAUCACCAACAUUCCACUGCUACGGGCUACCCUACGUCACAACAGUUUCUCGCUGCGCGGGCUGCAGCUGCUGCCGCUGCCUGUUUCUUUCCAGAAGUGCAUCACAAUCACAACCACCAACAACACCACAGUGGGGGAGGGUCGGUGUCAGUGACUUGCUACGAGGGAGCAGAAGCCUACCUGUCCCAGCCGCAUGGAGGCUACACCAACGCCGCCCCGGCUUCCUCGCCCGGCGGCGCCUCCUCGUCAUAUCAGGCCAAUCCCUUUGUUAUGACAACGGUGGGGUAUAAUGUGGAGAGUCUGACCAAUGGCGCAGUGAGGCGGACACCCAAAUAA
Echinococcus granulosus is the source of this 1449-nucleotide messenger RNA. RefSeq names its product DNA-binding protein D-ETS-3. The record is from RefSeq and is a predicted model, not a curated record. The transcript has 3 exons. Gene Ontology annotation, biological process: cell differentiation; regulation of transcription by RNA polymerase II. Gene Ontology annotation, molecular function: sequence-specific DNA binding; DNA-binding transcription factor activity, RNA polymerase II-specific. Gene Ontology annotation, cellular component: nucleus. The coding region runs from base 1 to 1449 and encodes 482 amino acids. Lineage: Eukaryota; Metazoa; Platyhelminthes; Cestoda; Cyclophyllidea; Taeniidae.